This is a messenger RNA of Somion occarium, 2331 nucleotides long. The record is from the annotation of a GenBank genome assembly. Lineage: Eukaryota; Fungi; Basidiomycota; Agaricomycetes; Polyporales; Cerrenaceae.
AAAGUUGGAAACUUGACAACGUUGACAUUAUCGUGAUCUCUUUCCCCGAAUGCAUUCUCGCUAUAUUCCUCCCCAUCUUACGUCGUAAAGAUUGCUUUCAAGGGCCCUCGCUAACAGGCUCGUGAUCUGCUUCACACCGUACUCUAAUGGCAACGGCAGCUCUUCUCUCACAACACUCCUCGAACCCUCUCGAGGUUUCUUCCUCCGAUAUCCGAAACCGAACAGCUGUUCGAAAGUAUCGAGAGGCCACAAAGACGCGUUAUUUCGCCGGUCAUAUCGCUUCUUCUGCCAUUAGUGAUGCCCUAAGUGGCUUCCAUCCUCCUGAACUCGAACAAUACCACGACCACCUUGCCACUUUAUACCCUGACUCCAACAUACCCCAGAACCAGUCUAAACAGAAGCAUACAGCCAUGCGUAUGGUCGACCUCGAUGAAGACAUGCCUAGCGAGCCUGACCUCUCAAUGGGUGAGGCAGCGAGCGAAGACGAAGGAUAUGGCGACGAGGACGCUGAGGGAGAGGAUGACCCCGACAUUGUGGAUGGCGAUGAUGUAUACGAAGGUACAGAUGAGGAAAUGACACUAUUACUCAAGUCCAACGAGGAGCAGCAAGAGAUACAAGAAGAGAUAGCUGAACUUGAAGCUGCCGUACCUCAACUAUCACCGGACUACAAGAUCCUCGACCGGCUAGGUACAGGAACGUUCUCAUCCGUAUACAAAGCUCUAGAUCUUGGAUACCAUGACAAGUGGGAUAACGCUGCCUGGCAUGGAACUCAUCCACCUUCUUCGUCAGCUUGGUACCAGUCGACACCUCGGCCACCGAGUAGCAAGGUCUUCGUCGCAGUAAAGCGCAUAUAUGUUACUAGUGGGCCAGAACGCAUUCGUAACGAAUUAGCAAUUAUGGAGGACUGUCGGAUGUGUCGACAUAUUUCCCAAAUUAUCACUGCGUUUCGACAUCAAGAUCAGGUUGUGGCUAUUAUGCCAUUUCAUCGCAACGAAGACUUUAGGGAUUAUUACCGCGUGCUACCUCUUGAAGGCAUAAAGCAGUACUUCCGGUGCUUAUUUCGCGCAUUUCGUGAUAUCCACGCACGCCAAGUCAUACAUCGCGACGUGAAGCCUGCCAAUUUCCUAUUCGACCCACGUACCGGGAUCGGAACAUUGUGCGACUUCGGCCUCGCCUGCCGAAUGGAGCGCGGGCCUAAAUUGGGAGCAUGUUUACAUACAGCACCAACGAGAGCACAUCCACAUGGGCGUAUCAAGCCUCCAGACGAGUACGACAUUAAUCAUAUCAAGAAGAUGCAGAAAGAAGCACGUCUAAGGUGUAACAUUCCAUCAGAUAAAGUAGGAUAUCCUGAGAAGGACAAUCGACCACAUUCAAAAGCGAACCGUGCGGGUACCAGAGGCUUCCGUGCACCUGAGGUUCUGUUGAAAUGCGGCGAGCAAACGGGAGCGAUCGAUAUGUGGUCGGCGGGAAUGAUUCUCUUGUUCUUCCUUACGAAGAAGUUCCCACUCUUCCAGUCUAGUGAUGACAUUGAAGCCCUCAUGGAAAUUGCGUCCAUUGUUGGCCGCAAACGUAUGGAGAAAACAGCCACUCUCCAUAAUCGUGUCUUUCAAACAAAUGUCCCUUCCGUCACAAACGAGGGAAUAACAUGGCGUGAAUUUGUCGAAAAGCUCAAUCCUGACCUUCGCAUCCCACCUAAACCAGAUCCACGCUACUACCCAUAUACUUGUCACACUCGACAUCGAACACAUCCGCCUCCUUCCUCAUCAUCUCCCCGUUCGCGAUACUCAUCUUCACGCUCCCCAUCACCAGGACCUCCAGAUCCCCAAACAUAUGCACAAGAAAUGGAACAUGCACUCGACCUUGUUGAACAACUCAUGCAUCCGGAAUCAGUACGACGUAUAACACCUCGGAAAGCUCUCUAUCACCCGUUUCUUCGAGACGAAGACGAAGUGGAAGACGACGAGUUCUUCCCUCAUCCGUUUGGUGAGGGAAUCUGUGCGGAAUGGCAUUUCCUCGACCCGGAUACAGAAGAGCCAUGUGUGAGGGUUUUUGUGAAUAACGGGAGGAAUGGGGAUGAAACCGAGGUGAGGAGAUUAUGCGAGGGAGAGGGUAUCGCUAUUGGGAAGCAGCCCUGCGAGUUUCACAAGGAGGAGUAUGGGUAUAUGUUUAGCUAACGUAUACCAUUUUUUCAAUGCCAGUAGGAAGGCACAAGUGUAUGUACAUUACAUUACGUCCUUCAAAGUCACUACUGUACAUAGUCGAUUAAACUACAGGGUGGAAACCGCACCGCAUAUAAAACAAAAUGACCACCGCAGGACUCGAACCUGCAAC